AUGGACCUCGAUCCGAACAUUGUAAUUAAUCACGAGGAACAAGGGGAGGCGCUAGUUAACCCAGAGAGAGGCUAUUCAAACGCGAUGCAGAAUCCAAUGUCGUCCGGAAGUCAGAAAAUCGACAUGUGGAGGAAUCGAAAUUUUGAUAGUGGCUUCCAAACGAUGAAUCAUAGCGAGGCGCCGUCGAUCAUUUCCUCGUUGCAUCCAUCUUCUCAUAUUUCGGGUAUGUCAUCUGUUGCUGAUUAUGAGCAAGCACCAUCGUUGUCGGAUCAGCAGAACAUCAAAUUUGAUACAAUCUCAUAUAAUGGCGGCCCGACAGGUAGUGGGACCGAUUCGCAGUAUGGAAGUGCAGUGAGAGCUAUUCCGGAGCUCAUGAAUCUAAUGAGUGACCAGGACCAUGCGGUAGUUCAUAAGGCGAUCUAUAUAAUGCAGAAUAUUGCAAAAAUGGAUAGCGAUCCGAUGCGACGACAGAAGGAAUCUGUUAUAACGGACUAUCGCGUUAUAAUUGCUUUGAGAAAUGUGCUUCGCGACAAGAAGGAUCAUCCGAAUAUUAUUCGGUUGGCGCUUGGAACUCUUUUCCAUAUAGGGAAUCGCCAGGAAGGGCUUGACCUUAUCUUCCGAGCGGUUAGCAUCGAACAGGAUUUUAUUCAACACCUGGUUUCGCAUAUAAUGACAAUCCCAUUUUCAUGUUAUAAAUAUGCACUUUUCACGUUGCAUUCUAUCCUUUCUGAUAGAACGCGUGGAAAUAUUUGCUUGCAACUUUCUAGGCAAUGCGAAGCGCUACGGUACGUUAUUAAUUGGCUUGAAGAGGAGAAAAGCGAGAAGCUUCUUCCGGUGAUUGUUGACCUCACUAGAAUAUUGUGCGAUAAGUCAAAUGAUCAAAAGGCAUUGUUCAUAAACCUCGGCGGUUCCAAGAAGCUUCUUCAUAUAAUUUUCACAUACCGCUACGAAAACCUUCUUUGGCGAAGUACACAACUUUUGAAGACCUUCUCGAACUUUGACGCUAAUGAUUUGGUGCAAUGCGGAGCGCGAGACGUUCUCUCGAAAAUGUUGACACAUGAAAGCCCACGUUUGGUGAUCUCCACAUUAGAAACACUGAGAAAUAUAAGCGAUGUGCCGUCGCCAUACAACGAAGAUAAUUUGUUAAAAUGCCUACUGAUGCUUCUCGGGUCACGCAACCCAAUGAUGAUGCUUUACACUGUGCAGAUUCUGUCGAAUAUGGUGGCUAAUAACAAGAGGAAUAAGGAGCUAAUGGUAUGCAAUCAAGCAGUUGAAAUGCUCCUUCGAUCAUUAGUAGAAGCUUCAUAUGUACAAGGAUUGAGUAAUAAAGAAGCACAUCAUAUGGAAGAGUUCAUGGAGAGUUUAAUCUGCACACUUCGGCAAUUAUGUGUUGGCCACUCCUAUUGCGAUCGGGUCCAGCUCAUGAUUUUCAAAGAGCCCCUCGUAUUUCUUGACAAAUUAAUGAGAAUGCGGCCAAUACUUUUGAAGCAGACUUUAAAUCUUCUUCUAAAAGUGGCUAGCCAGAAUGCAAAUCUACUGGCAUUUCGUGAUGUCAAAGCAGGAACCGUUGGUUUUGCUCAGCAAAUCAUUCAUGUAAUGAAAGUUGCUUGCGCUCAAUUGCAGACGCAAGAUGUGAUUGAAGGAAUUAAACUGAAGGAUCUUGUGCAUUUAUCCAUUGAGCUCUUGCGCGCGAUCAGCCGCCAUCAUGACAUUCAAGAGCAGAUUGUGUUCUUUCUGCGAACACCGGAAAAUUGCAAAAUCGGCGAGAUUCACACAAUGCUUCCAAUUUUCGUCCUUCAAAAAUCGGGAAUUGAUGAGAACACAAAGAAGUCGACACUUGUUCUGAUUUACAAUUUGAUGUUUAAUGAACAGAUGGCGGCCGUUUUGGAGAACAACCAUGUGUUCAUGAACAUGAUCGCUCAACUCAAAAAUUGCAUGUCUCCAGAGAUUAGCGGAUUAGCGGAGAACAUUCUGAGGAAGAUUUAUGAUAAGAGGCACUCGAACUUUGCUGAUAUAUUCUUAAUGGACAAGAAGCAUGACUCAUAUCUGCGAAAUGAGUCUAUGGACACAUCUUUAAAUGAAAGUUUCGAUGGAGCUGGAGAGCAAUGGUCACAAAUGCCGGGUUGUGAUGAUCCAUUUGUUGAAAUGUAUUGCGGAUCAGCCAUGGAAGCAGAUUCAAAGACGUUCAACUCUCCAAUCUACAAUUCUCCGAAUCCCAUGUAUCCGCCUUCGACUCCACAAGAUUAUUAUAUGGAGCAGCAGCCCUCGUCAUCUUCUACCAAUCGUGUCCCAGAAAGAUUAUAUUCCAAUAAUUACCCUCAUCCAAUGUACAAUAGCCCAGCGGAGUAUAAUCAUAAAUAUCCCGAUUAUCCACAUUCAAACAGUCAACUGAAACGAUUCUAA
Messenger RNA from Caenorhabditis bovis, 2403 nucleotides. The record is from the annotation of a GenBank genome assembly. Lineage: Eukaryota; Metazoa; Nematoda; Chromadorea; Rhabditida; Rhabditidae.